This is a messenger RNA of Urocitellus parryii (Arctic ground squirrel), 2276 nucleotides long. RefSeq names its product FGFR1 oncogene partner 2 (gene Fgfr1op2). NCBI's taxonomy places the organism in Eukaryota, Metazoa, Chordata, Mammalia, Rodentia, Sciuridae. Gene Ontology annotation, biological process: response to wounding. The record is from RefSeq and is a predicted model, not a curated record.
AGGAAAUCUCGCGAGACUGGGGCAGUCAGGGAGCGCUCGUCGGGGACGGUCGGCGGAGGUUUAUCCCGGGUCAGUGAUGGGGCUGAACCCCGCUGACUUGCCAGUUGUCUGUUCUGUCUCUGUUGGAUUCUGCGUCUGCUCGCUGAAGACGCGGAACAGGGGUGCGGAGUCUUUUCCUUUGGGUGCUUAAGACCCGGUCGUCAAAGGUUCUAAUCUGCAUAGCCGACGGCUGCGAGGGAUUGAGAGCGCAGUCAAGAUGGUUUCCAUAUAAGUGAAAGCAAAUAAGACCUUGUGAAUCCAGCCUGGCUCAAGAAUAAAACUGGGAUCGGAAGAUCUAUUUCUGGUACUAGCUGGGCUCUUUCACUGGGUUCCUUAUAUUGAAAUGAGUUGCACAAUUGAGAAGGCACUUGCUGAUGCUAAAGCCCUUGUUGAAAGAUUGAGAGAUCAUGACGAUGCAGCAGAAUCUCUGAUUGAGCAAACCACAGCUCUCAACAAGCGAGUAGAAGCAAUGAAGCAGUAUCAGGAAGAAAUUCAAGAACUUAAUGAAGUCGCAAGACAUCGGCCACGGUCCACAUUAGUUAUGGGAAUCCAGCAAGAAAACAGACAAAUCAGAGAAUUGCAACAAGAGAACAAAGAAUUACGUACAUCCCUGGAAGAACAUCAGUCUGCAUUGGAACUUAUAAUGAGCAAGUAUCGAGAACAAAUGUUUAGAUUGCUCAUGGCUAGCAAAAAAGAUGAUCCAGGUAUAAUAAUGAAGUUAAAGGAGCAGCAUUCCAAGAUUGACAUGGUACAUCGUAACAACUCCGAAGGAUUCUUCCUUGAUGCAUCUCGACACGUCCUUGAAGCACCUCAACAUGGACUGGAGAGGAGGCACUUGGAAGCAAAUCAGAAUGAGUUACAAGCACAUGUUGACCAGAUAACUGAAAUGGCAGCAGUGAUGAGGAAAGCCAUUGAAAUCGACGAGCAACAGGGUUGCAAGGAGCAGGAACGAAUAUUUCAACUUGAACAAGAAAACAAGGGCCUGAGAGAGAUCCUUCAAAUAACUCGAGAAUCAUUUUUGAACCUUAGGAAGGAUGAUGCAUCAGAAAGCACAUCUUUGUCAGCAUUAGUAACCAACAGUGACCUAAGUCUGAGGAAGAGCUGAAAGGGUUCCAAGUCUGGGAACUUUGUAUAUGACUCUAAACUAUCACAAAGACUGGCCUAUAAAUGAAUGAAUGAAGAGAAAACUCAAAUUCAAUCAACCCUUUUUUUUUCCUCUAUAGUUUGUACAGUGCACUGGCUAAGUGUUAGCMAAAAAAAAAAAAAAAAAAUGUAUAGUUAGUUCGUCAUAAACUUUAUUCCAAAACAUAAUUGAAAUAGAAACUGAGCCAUUGUUAAUUGGUGAACAAAGGAAGGAUUUUCACAGUGAUGGCUGAAAAUAUCAAGAGCUUUCAGCAGUGCUAUUGGCUUUCUAAAUGAUAUACUUAGAUACACUUGACUUUUCCCAGUAAUUGUUUGGGAAUUCAUAGAAUUAUCCUAAUUUACGAUAUUUUGCCAUGGUUUUGUGAAUGGAAGAUCCUUAUACUCAAUUUAAUCCUUCCUGUUUGGUGUCAGAGUUAACAAAUAGGUUAUGUACCAUAAGACUUCAGCUUUAGUGAUUGCCUGUCUCCUUUCCCAUUAAUUUAAAAUUUUUUUGUCAAAGAAAAUUCAGGUUUAAAGGUUGCAGUAAUGUUUUACAUGUACCACAAAUAAAAGAGGAAAUUUAAUUAUAGCUAAUUUACCACAUAAAUGAUAUUUAGCUAACAAGUGUCCAUAACUUGCUAAAGAAUAUGAAAUAUUUCAGGAAUGAAAGAGAAGGAACAUUACUUUCUAAGAAAGAAGAUCUUAUAAAUAAACAUAUUUAGUAGGUUAAACUACUCCUCUGAAAGAAUAAGUUUUGGUUUUUAGUCAAUAAAAACAAUUUUUCUCUUUUCUGUUUGGUACUUAAGGACCUCAUAUAUUUCAUUUACUUAACAAAGUUUAAAUGUUUCAUGUAGUAAAAUAGGUAUGGUAAUUUCAAAGUAAAUUCAAAAUUAUGGUUUACACAACCCUUUUUUAAGUAAUUAAGAUACAGAAAAAGUAGACUCAAAUAUUUAAAAAAAAAUUAUUUUGAACUCCAUCUGCCUCAUUCCCUUAAGGUUUUUUUAGUUUGGUUUGGUUUGGUUUUAAUAACUUUUCAUUACUAAAGGGGGUUGGAAAUCUAUGGAUUUACAAGUAUUAGUUUUAUUAAAACAUGUCAAACAGUAAGUAGAUUUCUU